AUGACCGAACAUUCCGAGCUUUCAGAGUUCCUCUCCUCUGACGCCAUUGCCCUUUUUCGCCCAGAUGCUGAAAAAGAUAAAACAUCAGGUCAGGUAAUCAGAUAUGGAAGUGAGAAUUACUUGUCAGGCCUCCCAACUCGUGAUGAAUUUGUUGCGAGAAAUGAUGGGAGCUCGACUUCAACUCUCAAUGACGAAAUAGCGAACCAUCGAGGUAUUCCAUUCAUGCCGGUCGACAUAGAAGAAGCUAAAGAAUAUUUUAAUCAAAUUCCUCAUUAUAUUCUUCGCCUCUAUGGGUAUCUCGUCAAUGGCCAGAAAGCAGUUGUCACCAUUACCGGUAUCAAGAUGGAAUGUAUAAAGGCAUAUCCUAUUCGUGGAUACCAUACAGAAAAAAAGCCAUAUCUUCGCAUUGUCACACCUAAUAAAGAUCUAAGGUUCACCGCUCUCGAUAUUAUCUCAAGUUACAAUUCAAAGGUUGAUCCCGAAUGUAAAAUAGAGACAGCUUCAGACGAUACAGGCACAUAUUAUCGUAAAGUUGCGAGAGAGUAUAGAAUACCUCUUUCCGGGUGGGAAUUAAUAAGUGAUUAUAGAUAUAAUUUCAGUGCACCUUAUUAUGUGAAAUCCCAACAUUGUCCACAUGCAUUUUAUGUCCACAUUGAAAACUUUCGUCCUAUAGACAAUUUUGAACCAUUUUACAAAAUAUACCCAUCUUCUCUCUUUACCCAUGAUCGAGCAUUAGUCCUAACAUGGGAUAUAGAAACAUACGACUUGUGUGGGUCAGGAAACUUCCCAGAAGCUAAAAAUGACACAUCUCAAGUUUUUGCGAUCUGUAUGACCCUGCAUUGGAAAGAUGAUCCAAUCCCCUUAGAGCGGAUAUGUUUAGUUGAUGUAGAAACGGAACCAGACCCGCGCUGGAUUACGAUUAUAUGCGGAAACCAGACUAAUAUAAUAAAGGCGUUCGCUUUAUGUUGGAAAACUUUUGCCCCAGACAUCGAACUUGGAUUUAAUGAUUCAGGAUACGAUUGGCCUUUCAUUGUGGAAAAGGCCACCAAAUUAAAUGUUCUCGAGGACCAGUACGUAAAGAAAGAGGACAGAGGUAUCAAAAAAGCGUUAGGACGAGAAUCUAUCAAUAUCAAAAUCAAUCCCUCUUUGACUUUCGAAUCCUCCUUUCUUAAACUUCCGGGGUGUGUACUGAUCGAUGUUCGCGCAAGUUUUAUGCAACUUCACCCCCGCUCUGAGAAAACAUCACUAAAAUACUUCUUAGAAAAAUAUGGUCUCGAUGGUAAAGCCGAUAUGCCCAUGAGCAAAUUAUGGAAGUAUUAUUCAGAAGCGAAAGACAGGGCUUCAGACUCUUCCAAAAAACAUAUGCAUGAAAUCAUAAAUUAUUGUGUUAUAGAUGCUUUACGUUGUCAGAAGCUCAUAAUCAAAUCUAAUGUUAUAAAUGAUUACAAAGAGAAAGCAUCUGGGAAGUUUCCAGAAGCGUAUGUGUUCCCGCCAGAAAAGGGUCUUGAAAAUAAGCGACCUGUCACUGGUUUAGACUUUAGAUCCUUGUAUCCUAGCAUAAUUAUGACUUACAACCUCUCACCCGAGAAGAUGGUCUCAACACUUUCGGAAGUAGAUAAGUUAAAGAGAGAGAACAAAGUGCUUUACAGUAUCGAGUUCAAGUAUGGCGUGGAAGCAAUCAAAGAUGUUCUAUCCUCUGUAAAAAAUACUGAGAGGCACGCAGAGAUGACCAAGAUCCUAAGUCCCUUUAUUAUUCAGGAGGAGAGCUCUGAUAGAGCUGAUUUAUCAUAUGAUGAUUUUAUGAAAGAAUAUAGUUCUAUUUGUUUUGAAUACAAUUCUUUAAAUUCGAAGCAGAAGGCGAUUAAAUUAUAUAUGAAUUCGUUCUAUGGUGUGACUGCCCAAAGUGAUUCCCUGUUCUAUACACUAGCACUUGCUGGAGGUGUUACUUUAGCUGGGCGAGAGAAUAUCAAACUCGUCGCAGAAUUCGUGAAAAAGAAGGGCUUUGGGAUAAAAUACGGGGAUACUGAUUCCCUAUAUCUCACUUGCCCAGAUUCUUGUUAUGAGAAAUGUGAUCUGGCCUAUAAUGGCGGAAAAGGCACAAUUUCGAAACUAGAGUACUGGACUGAAAUGGUCACAAUUACUAUGGGCGUAAUGGAGAAAUUGCGUAAUGAAGUAAACAGUUUUCUUAGGCUAAAAACCAGAUCGGGUUAUCUCGAAAUGGCUUAUGAAGAAAUGCUAUUCCCAGUAGUCUUCACUGGGAAGAAAAAAUAUUUCGGCACCAAGCAUGAAGAUGCAGUAAAUUUCAGUCUGGAGGACCCUUUCAUAAGAGGAAUUGAUACUGUAAAACAAGGCAAAUCCCAGCUUUUCAAAACCAUAGGGGAUCGGAUUAUGAAUGAAGUUAGGGAUAUCAACAACGAGCAUCCUCUCCAUAAAAUUGUUGAGGACGUUCUUAGGAACGCUAUAAUUAAUACUGAGCAAUGGAAUUUCGAACAGUUUAUAGAGACUGAUGCAUGGAAACCUGAUGUAAAUAAUAUUAGCAUCCAACGUUUUAUAGGAAGAAUGAGAGGAAAAUAUGAUAGUAAAAUUCCGAUACCAGGUGAGCGCUUUAGUUAUGUAGUAACCCAUCCCGAUACUACCUUUGAUUUACAUGGUAGAAAGUUAAAACCAACUAAAGGCGAAAAAAUGGAAUUCGCCGAUGUAGCUAAGGAAUUGGGAAAGGAACUAGAUUUAUACCAUUAUUUCGAAAAAACUAUUAUUGGCCUCUGUGCCCGAUUUAUCAUGUAUGACAAGAAGUAUGAGCCAGAACCCUCAAGUCGAAUCAUGCGAAUCAAAGACCCGGAUGAGAAAUAUAAGCAAAUUGAUGACUACGCUCAAAACAAGGCCAAGUUAUGGCUUGAGGGAUUCGUAAAAGAAAAUAUCAUAGUCAAUGGUGUUACUUCCAAGAUGAUGGAAUCUCGUGGGAUUGCUUAUAAGCGUGCUUACAGAACUGCGGUCAAAAAGGCACAAGAAAUGUUAUAUCAUAAGAUAGGGAAACUUACAAAAGAUAAAAACCUCUCGGUGGAUGGCGAAAUGAAGGAAAAAAUAUGCUCUGAUUUUGCUCGAUAUCCUAGUGAGCUUGCAAAAUGUAUUGAAGGGUAUAAUUUAUUCUUUCACAAAUUGGUCUAUCAUAUGCGUUAUAAAGAGCAUAUAUCCAUACCAGAAAAAAUUGGCCCAGUCUCGUCUAUGCAAAAAAAUGAGAUAAUUACUGACUUACCAGCCUUACCUCACAUAUCAGAAAUUGAGGCGCUAGAUGACAUUACUAAUUUAUGGUAUUUCCAUCUUGAAGGUGUGGUCGAGCCGGAGGUGUUAAAGCAAAGCAUUUAA
Rhizophagus irregularis DAOM 181602=DAOM 197198 is the source of this 3363-nucleotide messenger RNA. RefSeq lists its product as uncharacterized. Gene Ontology annotation, molecular function: nucleotide binding; DNA-directed DNA polymerase activity; DNA binding. NCBI's taxonomy places the organism in Eukaryota, Fungi, Glomeromycota, Glomeromycetes, Glomerales, Glomeraceae. The record is from RefSeq and is a predicted model, not a curated record. Gene Ontology annotation, biological process: DNA-templated DNA replication.